Messenger RNA from Symbiodinium natans, 879 nucleotides. The record is from the annotation of a GenBank genome assembly. NCBI's taxonomy places the organism in Eukaryota, Dinophyceae, Suessiales, Symbiodiniaceae.
AUGGAGCCCAGGCAGUACGAGGCCAUGAUCGCCAAAGCACAGAGCGGGUCCGCAACCUCUGCGACGGAGCUGCUCCAAUUCAUGAGAACGCACAAGAUCCACCAGCCCGAGCUCGUCCUGCUCCACGGCGCCCGGCUGCUCAAGGGCGGCGCGCGGGCGCUGGGGAACGAGGUCUGGACCGUCAUGGAGCAGGUUUUCCUUGCAGCCGCCGAGCUCGGUUGCGACCAAUGGCGGGACUACUGCCUCAAAGAGCUGACCAAGAAGUUUCCCUCAUCCCUGCGAGUAGAGCGAUUGAAAGGCAUUGAGAAGGAAAGCUUGGCAGACUGGAAGGAGGCUGAGAAGAUCUACCAGAAGAUUUUGGCAGGCAAGCCUGAGGAUACUGUGACUCACAAGCGCCUCAUCGCUAUGUACAAGCAGAGCGGCAAAGUUCCUGAGGCCAUCGAGUCCAUCAACACCUACCUCGAGACCUUCAGCACCGACUCGGAGGUCUGGCAUGAGCUUGGGGAGCUGUAUCUUGAGUGCGGGAUGCUGCAGCGGGCAGUGUUCUGCUUUGAAGAGCUCAUUGUCCACAAUCCCCGUUCUAUGUACAACAUUCUCACGUAUGCAGAGCUCCUGUACUCUACGGGGGACCUAGAGACAAGCAGAAAGUACUUCAGCCUAGCAGCCUAUCUUGACGGUGCAAAUCUUCGUGCGCUUUGGGGGCUGGUGGCUUGCAACAUGGCUUUGAUGGAGAAGGACAAGACUCGAGAGAAGUCAAAGCAGCUUCAGGAGCUGCAGAAGUUCACGGUGCAAAGGCUUCGAACCGCGUACAAGGACCUUGGUGGCUCCGGUGCACAUGGCAAGCCUGCGUUGAACCUGCUGGCUGCUGUUUCGACCUGA